AUGAACAUAGGAAAUUUUUCGACUACCGAAAAAGCUGUCGAGCGUGAAAAACUUUCUACUGCUUUAAAGGCGAAAGAUCACUGGAGCAAUAAUUUAUACAUGGAAGCUUCUCAGACCAUAAAAUGUAAAUCCGAAGCCCAAAAAAAAGAAAGAAAAGGAUUUCAGCAUCCUUGUGGAGGAAUAAAAUAUUGCUAUUUGAAUAUAUUGCCUCGAGAUCCUCUCAAUAUACGAGCAAAGAAGAGUGGAAACGAACGAACAAGUCUCGACUUUCUAGUCAAAAAAAAGUGGCAAAAAGUCUUGCAUCAGCAUCAUCCCAUAACAUAA
Messenger RNA from Clunio marinus, 324 nucleotides. Lineage: Eukaryota; Metazoa; Arthropoda; Insecta; Diptera; Chironomidae. The record is from the annotation of a GenBank genome assembly.